Molecule: messenger RNA, 1256 nt
Organism: Vitrella brassicaformis
Lineage: Eukaryota; Vitrellaceae
Source: the annotation of a GenBank genome assembly
CUCAUGACGAGGAUAUAGGUCUGGUGAUUUAUGUCUAUCAAACGAGUCGAGGGUGCACAUUCAUUCAUUCAUUCACGUGAACAAACCAGUCAGUCAAAAGAGUCCGAUAGAAACGAGUGGACAUUCAUCGAUCCAUGCAUACUUGCAAAAUGUAGUCAGCCUUGCUCCGCCACUAACACGGCUCGGUCAACAUGCCAGAACACCUAUCAAGCCAGCACCCCUCAGCCCACCACCCUCUCCCUGUCGAUGACGUCACGCUCGAGACCGAAUGGCCGCAGCACACGGCGGGCGGCACCAACCGACACAGGGUAGCGGUCUGCGAGCGGAAGUAGCUGUACAGCCACAGAUUCCUCGGUCGUGUACAGCUCGAUGUCGCCCCACCAUACGCACAGGUGCGCAGCGACGGUCUCAUUGGGCCGCCAGCCGCUCAGAAUCACAUCACGAACGUCCCUCGCAUCAGCAGCAUUAAGAUUGCCCCAAUCCAAGCGAUAGUCGACCGCGAUGCCCUGACCCUCUGUGAUGUCGUCGGUCCUCAGCAGACGGCCACAGCGAAAGUCGUCACGGCCGAUUCGUGCAGAGAGCACCAGCUUGCCCACCCCCUCUUGACGGCGCCACCGGCAGAGCAGCCUCUUUAGCAAGAAUGCCGAGAAGGAAGGGUAGAGCCAUCCGCUCCAGCGGAUGACAGGGUCGGUCCUCUGGUAGCCCUCAGCAUAGGGAUGGCCGGCAGGCAGCUCACCCAGCGGCACCACACCAAACGGCACCUCAUUGCCGACCCGAUAGGCCCCGUUGUCGGCUGGCUGCAGCGCCAGGCUGUGUGUGUUGUGUGUGACCAUGUGGCCGAACAGCCGAUAGAUUGCCAUCGCCAAUGGCAGCUGGUGGAAUGCCGUCCUGCUGGGCAGGUGGGCUGCCAGCCACUGAGCCGACAGCACCAGGGGCAGCCCAUUGGCAGGGAUCAGCCGAUAGAUGGCGGCCAGCCGGAUGAACCGCCCCAUCCCAGGCCACUCGUUGCUGCCCUGCUCCAGCACAUAGGCCGCCCGCAGCACAUAGCUGAAUGGGAGAGGGGCGGUGCGGUCGAUGUCGAUGAGGCCGGUGAGGGAGUGGCGGGCGAGGGAGCCGUCGAUGCGCUCCACCAGCAGAGCGGCGGUCACUAGAGCCGCCUUCGCUUGGCAGGCCGCUCUGACACAGACCGCCUCAUGGACGAGAAGGGACGGCAGAAUGCGCCGGCGCCACAGCUCGUCGGGCACCAAAUCAGACAU